Chlorocebus sabaeus (green monkey) is the source of this 5633-nucleotide messenger RNA. NCBI's taxonomy places the organism in Eukaryota, Metazoa, Chordata, Mammalia, Primates, Cercopithecidae. The record is from RefSeq and is a predicted model, not a curated record.
CUCCGUCGUCUGCCAGCGCGUGACGCCCCCUGCGCGCCCAUCACCUCAGGCCCCGUCGCAGGGUCCGGUGAGGCCAGGAGGGGCUUCCGCCGGUGUUCCUCAACCUGUCCCACACCCAGGGGCUCGCAGGCCAUUCUUCUCCCCGAUAGCCCGGUGCUAGCACCUGCAUCCUUAUCUGAACCCGCUUCCCGACUUCUGCCCCGAGUCAUCCGCAGUUCCCACUGAGGUACCACACUUCCUCCUUCUGACGUUCGGGACCCAGUUCUGCCCCGCCCCUCCUCCAUGGCUGGACCGCCCCGCGCGGGAGCGGUGGGCGGCCCUGACCGUGCGGAUUCUUCUGCUGCGCCCGGCCCUCCUAGGACAGACGCUGGGGAUGGCUCAGGGCGUGUGUUUAAGACGUGAGCCCCGCUGACCCAGAGAGAUGCCCGACCCCUGCGUUUGUCCUGAAGAAUUAUGGAGAGAACCCAGAAGCCUACAAUGAAGAACUGAAGAAGCUGGAGUUGCUCAGACAGGGUCUUGCUACAUUGCCCAGACUGGUAUCUAACUCCUGGCCUCAAGCGAUCCUCCCACCUUGGCCUCCCAAAAUGCUGGGACCACAUGUGUGAGCCACUGCACCUGAUCUGGAGUCCAGUUUUUGACCCUGAAUGCUGUCCGUGUCCCACGAGACUUUGAGGGCUGUAGUGUCCUCCGCAAGUACCUCGGCCAGCUUCAUUACCUGCAGAGUCGGGUCCCCAUGGGCUCGGGCCAGGAGGCCGCUGUCCCUGUCACCUGGACAGAGAUCUUCUCAGGCAAGUCUGUGGCCCAUGAGGACAUCAAGUACGAGCAGGCCUGUAUUCUCUACAACCUUGGAGCACUGCACUCCAUGCUGGGGGCCAUGGACAAGCGGGUUUCUGAGGAGGGCAUGAAGGUCUCCUGUACCCACUUCCAGUGCGCAGCCGGCGCCUUCGCCUACCUGCGGGAGCACUUCCCUCAAGCCUACAGCGUCGACAUGAGCCGCCAGAUCCUUACUCUCAACGUCAACCUCAUGCUGGGCCAGGCUCAGGAGUGCCUCCUGGAGAAGUCGAUGUUGGACAACAGGAAGAGCUUUCUGGUGGCCCGCAUCAGUGCACAGGUGGUAGAUUACUACAAGGAAGCAUGCCGGGCCUUGGAGAACCCCGACACUGCCUCACUGCUGGGCCGGAUCCAGAAGGACUGGAAGAAGCUUGUGCAGAUGAAGAUCUACUACUUCGCAGCCGUGGCUCAUCUGCACAUGGGAAAGCAGGCCGAGGAGCAGCAGAAGUUCGGGGAGCGGGUUGCGUACUUCCAGAGCGCCCUGGACAAGCUCAAUGAAGCCAUCAAGUUGGCCAAGGGCCAGCCUGACACAGUGCAAGACGCGCUUCGUUUCACUAUGGAUGUCAUUGGGGGAAAGUUCAAUUCUGCCAAGAAGGACAACGACUUCAUCUACCAUGAGGCUGUCCCAGCAUUAGACACCCUUCAGCCUGUAAAAGGAGCCCCCUUGGUGAAGCCCUUGCCAGUGAACCCCACAGACCCAGCUGUUACAGGCCCUGACAUCUUCGCCAAACUGGUACCCAUGGCUGCCCAUGAGGCCUCGUCACUCUACAGUGAGGAGAAGGCCAAGCUGCUCCGGGAGAUGAUGGCCAAGAUUGAGGACAAGAAUGAGGUCCUGGACCAAUUCAUGGAUUCAAUGCAGUUGGAUCCCGAGACCGUGGACAACCUUGAUGCCUACAGCCACAUCCCACCCCAGCUCAUGGAGAAGUGUGCGGCCCUCAGCGUCCGGCCCGACACUGUCAGGAACCUUGUCCAGUCCAUGCAAGUGCUGUCAGGUGUGUUCACGGAUGUGGAGGCUUCCCUGAAGGACAUCAGAGACCUGCUGGAGGAGGAUGAGCUGCUAGAGCAGAAGUUUCAGGAGGCGGUGGGCCAGACGGGGGCCACCUCCGUCCCCUCCAAGGCUGAGCUGGCAGAGGUGAGGCGAGAAUGGGCCAAGUACAUGGAAGUCCACGAGAAGGCCUCCUUUACCAACAGUGAGCUGCACCGUGCCAUGAACCUGCACGUCGGCAACCUGCGCCUGCUCAGUGGGCCACUUGACCAGGUCCGGGCUGCCCUGCCCACACCGGCCCUCACCCCAGAGGACAAGGCCGUGCUGCAGAACCUAAAGCGCAUCCUGGCCAAGGUGCAGGAGAUGCGGGACCAGCGUGUGUCCCUGGAGCAGCAGCUGCGUGAGCUUAUCCAGAAAGAUGACAUCACUGCCUCACUGGUCACCACAGACCACUCAGAGAUGAAGAAGCUGUUCGAGGAGCAGCUGAAAAAGUACGACCAGCUGAAGGUAUACCUGGAGCAGAACCUGGCCGCCCAGGACCGUGUCCUCCGCGCACUGACAGAGGCCAACGUGCAGUAUGCAGCCGUGCGGCGGGUACUCAGCGACCUGGACCAAAAGUGGAACUCCACGCUGCAGACCCUGGUGGCCUCGUAUGAAGCCUAUGAGGACCUGAUGAAGAAGUCACAGGAGGGCAGGGACUUCUACGCAGACCUGGAGAGCAAGGUGGCUGCUCUGCUGGAGCGCACGCAGUCCACCUGCCAGGCCCGCGAGGCUGCCCGCCAGCAGCUCUUGGACAGGGAGCUGAAGAAGAAGCCGCCGCCACGGCCCACAGCCCCAAAGCCACUGCUACCCCGCAGGGAGGAGAGUGAGGCGAUGGAAGCAGGAGACCCCCCCGAGGAGCUGCGCAGCCUUCCCCCUGACAUGGUGGCUGGCCCACGACUGCCCGACACCUUCCUGGGAACUGCCACCCCGCUCCACUUUCCUCCCAGCCCCUUCCCCAGCUCCACAGGCCCAGGACCCCACUAUCUCUCAGGCCCCUUGCCCCCUGGUACCUACUCAGGCCCCACCCAGCUGAUACAGCCCAGGGCCCCAGGGCCCGCUGCAAUGCCUGUAGCACCUGGGCCUGCCCUCUACCCAGCCCCUGCCUACACACCGGAGCUGGGCCUUGUGCCCCGAUCCUCCCCCCAGCAUGGUGUGGUGAGCAGUCCUUAUGUGGGGGUAGGGCCGGCCCCACCAGUUGCAGGUGUGCCCUCCGCCCCACCUCCUCAAUUCUCAGGCCCCGAGCUGACCAUGGUGGUUCGGCCAGCCACCACCACAGUAGAUAGCAUCCAGGCGCCCAUCCCCAGCCACACAGCCCCACGGCCAAACCCCACGACUGCUCCUCCCCAGCCCCGCUUCCCGGUGCCCCCACCACAGUCACUGCCCACACCUUACACCUACCCCGUAGGGACCAAGCAACCCGUCCCAGCCCAGCACCACUUCUCUCCUGGGAUCCCUGCAGGUUUUCCAGCCCCGAGGAUUGGGCCCCAGCCCCAGCCCCAUCCUUCACGAGCAUUUGGGCCUCAACCCCCACAGCAGCCCCUUCCACUCCAGCAUCCACACCUCUUCCCACCCCAGGCCCCAGGACUCCUACCCCCACAGUCCCCCUACCCCUAUGCCCCUCAGCCUGGGGUUCUGGGGCAGCCGCCAACCCCCCUGCACACCCAGCUCUACCCAGGUCCUGCUCAAGACCCUCUGCCAGCCCACUCAGGGGCUCUGCCUUUCCCCAGCCCUGGGCCCCCUCAGCCUCCCCAUCCCUCCCUGGCAUAUGGUCCUGCCCCUUCUACCAGACCCGUGGGCCCCCAGGCAGCCCCUCUUACCAUCCGAGGGCCCUUGCCUGCUGGCCAGCCCACCCCCAGUCCCCACCUGGUGCCUUCACCUGCUCCAUCUCCAGGGCCCGGUUCUGUGCCCCCUCGGCCCCCAGCAGCAGAACCACCCCCUUGCCUGCGCCGAGGCGCUGCAGCUGCAGACCUGCUCUCCUCCAGCCCGGAGAGCCAGCAUGGCAGCACUCAGCCUCCUGGGGGUGGGCAGCCCCUGCUGCAGCCCACCAAGGUGGACGCAGCUGAGGGCCGUCGGCCACAGGCCCUGCGGCUGAUUGAGCGGGACCCGUAUGAGCAUCCUGAGAGGCUGCGGCAGUUGCAGCAGGAGCUGGAGGCCUUUCGGGGCCAGCUGGGGGAUGUGGGGGCUCUGGACACUGUCUGGCGGGAACUGCAAGAUGCGCAGGAACAUGAUGCCCGAGGCCGUUCCAUCGCCAUCGCCCGCUGCUACUCACUGAAGAACCGGCACCAGGAUGUCAUGCCGUACGACAGUAACCGUGUGGUACUGCGCUCAGGCAAGGAUGACUACAUCAAUGCCAGCUGUGUGGAGGGGCUCUCCCCAUACUGCCCGCCGCUAGUGGCCACCCAGGCCCCACUGCCCGGCACAGCUGCUGACUUCUGGCUCAUGGUCCAUGAGCAGAAAGUGUCAGUCAUUGUCAUGCUGGUUUCUGAGGCUGAGAUGGAGAAGCAAAAAGUGGCACGCUACUUCCCCACCGAGAGGGGCCAGCCCAUGGUGCACGGUGCCCUGAGCCUGGCAUUGAGCAGCGUCCGCAGUACUGAAACGCAUGUGGAACGUGUGCUGAGCCUGCAGUUCCGAGACCAGAGCCUCAAGCGCUCUCUCGUGCACCUCCACUUCCCCACUUGGCCUGAGUUAGGCCUGCCCGACAGCCCCAGCAACUUGCUGCACUUCAUCCAGGAGGUGCACGCACAUUACCUGCAUCAGCGGCCACUGCACACGCCCAUCGUUGUGCACUGCAGCUCUGGUGUGGGCCGCACGGGAGCCUUUGCGCUGCUCUAUGCAGCUGUGCAGGAGGUGGAGGCUGGGAAUGGAAUCCCUGAGCUGCCUCAACUGGUGCGACGCAUGCGGCAGCAGAGGAAGCACAUGCUGCAGGAGAAGCUGCACCUCAGGUUCUGCUAUGAGGCAGUGGUGAGACACGUGGAGCAGGUCCUGCAGCGCCAUGGUGUGCCCCCUCCGUGCAAACCCUUGGCCAGUGCAAGCAUCACCCAGAAGAACCACCUUCCUCAGGACUCCCAGGACCUGGUCCUCGGUGGGGAUGUGCCCAUCAGCUCCAUCCAGGCCACCAUUGCCAAGCUCAGCAUCCGGCCUCCUGGGGGAUUGGAGUCCCCAGUUGCCAGCUUGCCAGGCCCUGCAGAGCCCCCAGGCCUCCCGCCAGCCAGCCUCCCAGAGUCUACCCCAAUCCCAUCUUCCUCCCCGCCCCCACUUUCCUCCCCGCUGCCUGAGGCUCCCCAGCCUAAGGAGGAGCCGCCAGUGCCUGAAGCCCCCAGCUCGGGGCCCCCCUCCUCCUCCCUGGAGCUGCUGGCCUCCUUGACCCCAGAGGCCUUCUCCCUGGACAGCUCCCUGCGGGGCAAGCAGCGGAUGAGCAAGCAGAACUUUCUGCAGGCCCAUAACGGGCAAGGGCUACGGGCUACCCAGCCCUCUGACGACCCCCUCAGCCUUCUGGAUCCACUCUGGACACUCAACAAGACCUGAACAGGUUUCGCCUACCUGGUCCUUACACUACAUCAUCUCUCAUGCCCACCUGCCCACACCCAGCAGAGCUUCUCAGUGGGCACAGUCUCUUACUCCCAUUUCUGCUGCCUUUGGCCUGCCUGGCCCAGUCCGCACCCCUGUGGGGUGGAGAUGUACUGCAGGCUCUGGGUCAGGUUCUGCUCCUUUAUGAGACCUGACAUUUUUCAGCUCUUUGCUAUUGAAAUAAUAAACCACCCUGUUCUGUGGCCCA